CCCCGAGGGUGCGCUGCACCGGCGGCUGCUGGCCGGCUCCUUCAUGCGCGCCGCCCGCUGCGCCAUGGCUCUGCCGGCGCCCGCGGGGUCCGCCGCCACCGCCCGGGGGUGCGCCGCGCCCGCCGUCAUGGAGUUUGCUGCGGAGGUGCUGGUGGCUGCGGCAGUGGCGGCGGCUGCGGCGGAGGCGGAAGAAGGUCAGACCAACAACGAAGACCCAGACAGCGAUGCCAACGCAGAUUCCGCUGCGGCCGGUCCCUCUGCUGCUGCCGACGGCGCCCCUGCAUCCGCGGCCUCCGACCCCUGCGGGUGGCUGUGCGAACUGGUGCUGGAGGAGGUGGUGCGGCUCGCCUCCCCGGGCAGUGGCUCGCUGGACCUGCGGGAGGGGCCGGUGCGGGCGUAUGCGGCGGAGCUGUGCAAGACUCCCAUGCGCCUGCUGGCCGGCCUCUCCGCGUCGCUUCCCGCUGCCCCCGCUGCGGCUGCGCCAGCCGUCCCCUCGCCCGCGGCAGCUGCUGCUGCCGACGCGGCACUGUGCACCAUCCGACGUCUUGUCUACUUCGGUCGGCGCGCGGUGACUUCGGCGGGUCAGGACCUGGGCGGGGUGGUGCCGGACACAGCCUACAAGAAGCUACAGGAGUUUGUGAAGGAGGUGGAGGCGCUGCAGCAGGGCAACACGGCCCCGCUCUCGGAGCAGGAUGCGGCGCCCCUCGUGCAGGCCCUGCUAGCCCAGCUGGACGGCCUCCCCUCCCUGGAGGACGUGCAAGCGCCCCUCCCGCCGGAUGAGAGCUGGGACGCAUCGGAUGCCGCCGCCGCGGCUGCUGCGGGCGGUGCGGGUGCGGCGAAGCGGGGCGGAGGUCGGGGCAGUCGGGCAGGUCGGAGCGCAGCGGCCACAACUUCCGGACGCGGUGGUGCCAGAGGACGGGGCCGUGGUGGCGCCAAGGCCUCCGCCUCCGGCCGUACCUCGGGUCGCGCCUCCUCCCGCCGCACCAAGGAUGCGGACAGCGACGAUGACGAUGCGGACAACGACCAGGACUCUGCCGACACAUCGGGGUCCGAACGCGAGGCUGCAGCAGCACCACCCAAGGCUCCUGCGGGUGCUGCUGCAGGUCGCAGACGUGCCGCUCCCGCCUCCUCCUCCCGGACCGCCGCCGCGACUCGGGGCGCGGCGCCCGCCUCUGCCUCCCGUCCCGCUGCCUCCCAGGACUCUGGUCUCACCGCACCUGGCUCCGCGACAGGUUCGGUUUCGGGCGCCGCUUCCACGGUGGCGGGAAGGACCACCACAGCAGGGGAGGCGGCGGCGAGUCAGGGGGAGCAGCGGCGGUCGAGUCGCGCGGCCGCUGCCAAGGCUGCUGCGAAGCUGCAGCGUUUGAGUGUGCGGGAUGAUGGUGGUGGUGCGGGAAGUGGUGGGGAGCGGGAUACGGGCAGCGAUGAGGAUGGGGGUAGCAUGGUGCGGAGGGCACGGGUGCGGGUCAGGAGCUGAGGGAGGAGCAACAGGAGGGACAGGGCGCCAAUGCGCUGCGUGUGUUCGUGCUGUUGAUUGAGGCUCCACCUCGUGGUGACAGCAGCUGGAAGUGGGGGCAGCGCGGAGCCUAGGAAUUAGGGCAGGGGACGUAACAGCGUGUGGGUAGUAUCUCGGCAUGACAUGGGAACUAUCGGGAUUCUCGGUGAUUUGCAGCUCCGUAGAUAGAUGGCGUGAAUAGCAGUAAUGAAACACCCACAGUGUUCAAGUCCAGCCAUUACGCAGGACGUCCACGCCAACAGGUGUCAUCACAUGUAAUCACCCCGGACA
Astrephomene gubernaculifera is the source of this 1786-nucleotide messenger RNA. Lineage: Eukaryota; Viridiplantae; Chlorophyta; Chlorophyceae; Chlamydomonadales; Astrephomenaceae. The record is from the annotation of a GenBank genome assembly.